AUGGCGUCCAAAAAUAGGAUCGACCCUCAGGAUGAGGAUGAGGUCUGCCCUGUGUGCAAAUCCUCGCGGUACCUCAAUCCGAAUAUGCGGUUUCUCAUCAAUCCGGAGUGCUACCACAAGAUGUGCGAAUCUUGCGUCGAUCGAAUUUUCUCUUCUGGUCCAGCCAGUUGUCCCGUCGCUGGAUGUCGGAAAACUCUACGAAAGAAUCGUUUCCGCCAGCAAACGUUUGAAGAUAUCGGAGUUGAGCGAGAAGUUGAUAUUCGGCGGCGGGUGAUGCAUAUCUUGAACCGACGAGAGGAGGAGUUCGAUUCGAAGCGCGCCUAUGACGAUUUUCUUGAGCAGCGCGAAGAGAUCAUCGCCAACCUAGUGUGUCGGACCGACGUGGCCAAAACGGAGGCUCAAUUACAAGCCUACGCGCAGGAAAAUAUGCAAUCAAUCAAAGCGAAUCAAUUGCUCGAGGAACAAGAAGCAACUACCUUCCAAAAGAAAAUUCUUAUGGAGCAAGAAGAGGCCCGGCUCCGUCAACAGAUCGCCCGAGAGGAAUACGAGAAUGAGCGGCGCGAGCAGCAGGCUACUCGCGAGGACUUCCUUACAAGGCUCGCAUCUGGCUCGGCUGUAGACGCGGCUGCUAUCGCUCGUGAGGGACACAAGGUACACCUGAAGAAAUCAUCUGCUAGACGCAGUGAGGAGGACCGCAUUCGGCAGAAGCAGGCUGCUUUGCGAGGCUCCGAGGGCAAGCGUACCGGUACGGGAUUGACCACGGCCGAUACUGCUGGCUCUAUUUCAGGUUCAGGGCUCAUCAAGGGCUUGCGGAAGAUCAAGACCCCCGAACCAGAGAAGCCUUACGACCCCUUCAUGGGCCUUGUGCCGGGCAAGCGCGAUUACUAUACUCAGCUGGAGUCAUAUCCAUACGCAUUCUUGGACAAGCUCCGCUCAGAUACCACUGUUCAAGCUGGCGGGUACGACUUGCAAGAGUAUUACUCGAGAACACUUCUCGAGGCAUUUGCUGGGUUAGGCUGUUUCGUUCAGGAGGAAGUUGCACAACGAGAUGCCACCUCUGCCCUUGGCCUUUCCAAGCCAGCCUCUACUGAGGGAGCCGCGAUGGCUGCCGUUGGUCAGAAAGCUGCUUAG
Messenger RNA from Penicillium oxalicum, 1131 nucleotides. RefSeq names its product TFIIH/NER complex subunit TFB3. The record is from RefSeq and is a predicted model, not a curated record. Gene Ontology annotation, molecular function: cyclin-dependent protein serine/threonine kinase activator activity. Lineage: Eukaryota; Fungi; Ascomycota; Eurotiomycetes; Eurotiales; Aspergillaceae. The coding region runs from base 1 to 1131 and encodes 376 amino acids. Gene Ontology annotation, biological process: positive regulation of cyclin-dependent protein serine/threonine kinase activity; regulation of transcription by RNA polymerase II; nucleotide-excision repair. Gene Ontology annotation, cellular component: transcription factor TFIIH holo complex. The transcript has 3 exons.